AUGGGCUCUCGCUUGACCAAGGUUGAAUCCCACUUAUCUGCCUUGCAACUUUCCUUAGAUUCCAUUGCUCACUCAUUAGAGAAAUUAACGUCUGGGCCACCAGUUGGAGCGUUGGACUCAUCAUCCCGGGUUGCCUCUCCCUCCGCUGUUGUUCCUCCUUUACAUAUGCGUCACGUGAAAUUAGAUUUUCCCCGAUUCGAUGGCUCAAAUCCGUUAGAUUGGAUAUUUUGGGCAAAACAAUAUUUUGCUUAUUACCACACUCCGAAUGUUGAUCGUCUCACAAUUGCCUCCGUCAACUUUGAAGGUGUCGUUAUUCCAUGCCCUCGUGCACGCCUAUUUAAGCUGUCCCAAACAUCUUCUGUUGUGGAAUAUUACAAUGAGUUCCUGCUUCUCGCUAAUUGUAGUCAGGGUUUAACGGAGGCUGCAUUAUUAGAUUGUUUUAUUAGUGGGCUCAAGUAUCCUAUCCGCCGAGAUGUUCUGGCCCAAUCUCCAUGUACUAUGUUGAAGGCAGUGUCAUUGGCGCGAUUAUUUGAUGAAAAGGCAACUUUGGGCCUCUCGGUUCCACACAACCAGCCCACUUCUUAUUCCACUUUCAAGGCGAACCCUAAUUUUGGCACCAGUUCUCUUCAGAAAAGCAAUUCUUCCUCGCCCAAUGCUUUACCACCAAUUCUUCCCACCCCAUUGACUAAAGCUUCGCCUCUCGUUCGUCGCAUUUCUCCCGCUGAGCAACAAUUGCGACGUGAGAAGGGUCUUUGCUUUACCUGUGACGCCAAAUAUACUUGGAAUCACAAAUGCCCAAACAAACAGUUGAUGUUAUUUGACUUGGAAGAAGAUCCAUCCGAAACACCCUUGUUCGACUCAACCCUUGCGGAGGUUCCCGUUCAGGAUGACCCUUCUCAUCUGUCCCUCCAUGCUUUUUGUGGAUCCUCCAGUCGCACUACUACAUAUUUUCUUGGGUUUAUCAAAGGAAAACCGGUUCGCGUUCUCUUAGAUGGGGGCAGUUCAGACAGCUUCAUCCAACCUCGACUCGUUCACCUUCUUCGUCUUCCCGUUCAACCUUCCCCUUGUCUUCGGGUUAUGGUACGAGAUGCAUACUGUCUACAAAUCGAAGGCUACAUACCUCGCCUCUCUGUUUCUAUUAAUGGCCAUGCUAUUAAGUUUCCGGCUUAUGUGUUAGAGGUGAGUGGCUUUGAGGUCGUGAUGGGUACAUCGUGGUUGGCGACGUUGGGUCCGCAUAUUGCUGAUUAUAGCACGGCACAGAUUAAAUUUACCAUGGGUUCUGAUUUUGUUACCUUACAAGGGGAAAAUUCAUUUGUCCCUCAAAUCGCGCAAUACAAUCACUUUCGGAGGCUUUGCUCAAUUGAUCAGAUAUUUGAAGCCUACAUGCUGUCAUGUUCUUCCCUUGAGCUGGAAAAUACUAUAAUGCCCUGUUUUCCCCCUGACACUCCCUCAGACCUGCUACAAGUCCUUUGUCAGUACACCUCAAUAUUUCAGGUUCCCAUGGGUCUUCCGCCAUCCCGCCGCCACGAUCAUGCUAUUCCUCUACGAGAGGGUGUAUCAGUAAUUUUAGUUAAACCCUACUGCUAUCCGUUUGUUCAGAAAUCUGAAAUUGAACGUAUGGUUGCCGAAAUGUUACAGCAGGGCCUUCUUCAGCCCAACAACUCUUCUUUUUCUGCUCCAAUCCUAUUGGUCAAAAAGCAUGAUGGAUCUUGGCGGUUCUGCAUUAAUUAUCGUGCCUUGAAUGUCGUUACUAUCAAAGAUUCCUUUCCGAUACCCACUAUGGAUGAGCUAUUAGAUGAAUUGCGCAGUUCUCUUUACUUCUCCAAAUUGGAUCUUCGAGCAGGCUAUCAUCAGAUCCUUGUUCGUCCAAAGGAUCAUGUUAAGACUGCCUUUCGUACUCAUAAUGGCCAUUAUGAGUGGGUUGUUAUGCCGUUUGGUCUCUCGAAUGCUCCAACCACUUUCCAGGCAGUCAUGAAUGAUCUAUUUCGGCCUUUCCUUCGCAAGUUUGUUUUGGUAUUCUUCGACGAUAUUCUGGUGUAUAGCUUAGAUUGGUCCCGACACUUGGAGCAUUUAUCCUUGGUUCUUCAAGUCUUACACAAUGAUAAGUUUUAUGUAAACUUAUCAAAAUGUUCUUUUGGUCAAUUGCAAGUGGCCUAUUUAGGACAUGUGGUUUCUAGACGAGGAGUAGAAAUGGAACCUACAAAGCUGCAAGCGGUGUGUGAAUGA
Molecule: messenger RNA, 2226 nt
Organism: Vigna unguiculata (cowpea)
Lineage: Eukaryota; Viridiplantae; Streptophyta; Magnoliopsida; Fabales; Fabaceae
Source: RefSeq, a predicted model, not a curated record